CAGCGAGGCCGCGUCCUUCAGACCCAGACACAUCACACUCAGCAAUAGCGCCGGUACACAUAUACAUACAAACCAUCAUCAAACUACUAUCACAAUGGCUCUUCCCACCACCAUGAAGGUCGUCCACCAACCGGACCCUCACUCAACCUCACUCGUCCUCGAGGAAUCCCCCCUCCCAUCCCCAACCCCUCCCCACAACUAUCUCAUCCGCGUCCUCGCCGCCUCGCCAUGCCUCAACGAGCUAAACUGGGAAGCCUGGUUCCCGGACUUCUUCCCCGAGAACCGCGAGCGCGUCCCCUGCACCGAGUGCUCCGGCGUCGUCGUCAGCGCCGUGGCCCCCGACGACGGCGAGCCGGCCUUCCUCCCCGGCGACGAGGUCUUCUUCCGCGCCUCGCCCUCCAGCACGGGCUCGCUGCGCGAGUACACCGUCGCGCAGGGCGCCUGGAUGGCCCGCAAGCCGGCGCGCCUGGACUGGGCCGAGGCGGCGGCCACGCCGCUCAGCUCGCUCACCGCGUACCAGGGGUUGUUUGAGCAUGGCGGCGUGGAUAGGGCGGCGCUGAGGGGGGAUGAGGACGCUCGUGAGGGGAACUCGGGGCUGCGGGUCUUGGUCGCGGGCGCGGGGGGUGGGGUAGGGAGUUGGGCUGUCCAGCUUGCUGUCGCGGCCGGGGUGGGCUCUGUGGUGGCGGUGUGUGGGCCGUCCAAGGUUGCGGAUGUGGCGAAGCUGGGCCCGGCUGGGCAGCUUGAGGUCGUCGACUAUAGUGUCCAGUCCCUGGAGAGUUGGGCGUCGGGGCGCGAGGCCGACUGUGAUCUUGUGCUGGACUGCGCCGGCGGGGCGACGCUGGCGGCGUGCUGGGCCGCGGUCAGGGAGGGCGGGAGGCUGUUCAGCGUCGUGGCGGGGCCGGACGAGGCGAGACCCGAGGCAUACGUGGGGAAGAAGCUGGCUAGGAGCGAGUUCUUCCUCGUCCGGCCUGAUGGGACCGACCUCGCGGAUGUGGCGAGGCUGGUGGAUGAGGGGAGGUGCUUCCCCUGGGUGGACAGCGUGUUUGAGUUUGCGGAUUUUGAGAAGGCGUUCAAGAAGGUUGAGGGGAAGGGCUGCAAGGGGAAGGUCGUGAUCAAGGUUGCGGCGCAGUAGGAGGCCUUUCUAUGUGAAGAUGGGAUAUGUAUACAAAAGCUACUGGUACCAAUAUAUACCAUAUAAAAGGUAGUUCUCAGGGGCAUCUCAACUCUUCCAUAAUCAGCAUCAAACUCGUCCAUAUUCGCAUUUCCGCUUUCCACCUAAGCCUGCCGACCAAGGUUCCUUCUCUUGGAGGUCCUCG
Messenger RNA from Phialemonium atrogriseum, 1316 nucleotides. RefSeq lists its product as uncharacterized. Gene Ontology annotation, molecular function: oxidoreductase activity. The transcript has a single exon. NCBI's taxonomy places the organism in Eukaryota, Fungi, Ascomycota, Sordariomycetes, Cephalothecales, Cephalothecaceae. The coding region runs from base 95 to 1132 and encodes 345 amino acids. The record is from RefSeq and is a predicted model, not a curated record. Gene Ontology annotation, cellular component: mitochondrion.